AACUCUUUUUUUUCUAUUUCAGGUCCUGAUUUCUGGGGUUUGUUGAAUCCAGAAUGGAAUCUAUGUAGCAAAGGACAUAGACAAUCUCCAGUCGAUGUGGAUCCAAGUAAACUACUUUACGAUCCCUUUUUACGGAAAAUUCACGUGGAUAAACAUAGGGUGAAUGGUGUCAUUCAGAAUACAGGGCACGGAGUUCUAUUCCGUGUUGACACCGGGCCACAAUCUCCAGUAGUGAAUAUCAGCGGCGGACCCCUCUCGUACAGCUAUCGUGUGCAAGAAAUACAUCUACACUUUGGAAGAGCAGACGACAAAGGUUCGGAACACAAGAUCGGCAGCCACGCUUUUGCAGCUGAGGUGCAAAUUUACGGUUACAAUUCCGAUUUGUAUGGAAAUAUGACUGAAGCUUCUCAAAUGUCACAAGGCCUUGUUGGAAUUUCACUCAUGAUACAGAUAGGAGAACCUUCGAAUAUGGAGCUACGUUUAUUAACAAGUCAGCUGCAACAGAUAACGUAUAAAGGUCAGCAGGCAGAAUUGAAGUCUCUCUCAGUCAGAGAAUUGCUUCCAGGAACAGAAUAUUACAUGACUUACGACGGGUCGACGACGAUGCCCGGAUGUCACGAAACAGUCACGUGGAUUCUGAUGAACAAACCCAUCUAUAUCACUAAACAACAGUUAUACGCCUUGAGGAAGCUCAUGCAAGGGGACUUAAGUAAUCCAAAGGCACCCCUGGGCAACAACUACAGACCAGCUCAGCUAGUGCACCAUCGUGUAGUCCGGACCAACAUCGACUUCACUCGUUCUUCAGGUCAAAGUUGUCCCACAAUGCACAAUUCACAAUUUUAUCAAGCGAACUACAACAACUGGCGACAGUGAGGUAAAUGUUGUGUUCAGUGCCUUAUUAGUCCAGCCAAGAAGAGAACCCCCACCUGUGGACAUCGCGGCCGACAUUUCGGCGUACUAGUGAUGGUGGACUCCGCCUCCAAGGUCUAGACUCCGCCCCCUUUUCGUUUCUAUUGCAUUCUGUUCAUCUCUUCGCUGCACUACAAGUUUAUGUUUCGGUUUUGUUUCCUGAAGAAAACGCCUGAUGUCCAACCCGCCGAUGAAGAAAAAAAAAAUCAGAACAUUAGACAGCAAACUAUGUAUACAAAUUAC
Uloborus diversus is the source of this 1152-nucleotide messenger RNA. RefSeq names its product carbonic anhydrase-related protein 10-like. The transcript has 9 exons. The record is from RefSeq and is a predicted model, not a curated record. NCBI's taxonomy places the organism in Eukaryota, Metazoa, Arthropoda, Arachnida, Araneae, Uloboridae. Gene Ontology annotation, molecular function: zinc ion binding; carbonate dehydratase activity. The annotation marks the transcript as partial.